AUGCCUAAUGCAGUCUACAUCGGAGGGUUCCAGUGUAGCCCGGCCAAAGCUCUCCCCCCACACCUGGAGGACUUUGUUCAGAGCUCUGGCGAACACGGAGUCAUCCUCAUGUCUUUGGGGACCUUUGUGAAUGAACUUCCUCAGGAUCUGCAAGAUGGCAUCGCUGCUGCCUUUGCCAAACUGCCACAGAAAGUGAUUUGGAAACACAAAGGCUCCAGACCAACAACUUUAGGAAACAACACUUUACUUGUGGACUGGAUCCCUCAGAAUGACCUCCUGGGACACCCCAAAACCAGACUGUUUAUGGCUCAUGGAGGAACCAAUGGGAUUCAAGAGGCUAUCUAUCAUGGAGUCCCAGUCGUGGGUGUGCCAGUGUUCUUUGACCAAUAUGACAAUUUACUGCGCCUUGAGGAAAGAGGAGGCGCCAAGAUCCUUACUCUGUCCAAAGUUGAUGAAGAUAGCAUUCUAACUCAUGUCCAGGAAGUGUUAUCUAACCAAUCCUACAGGGAGAACAUGCAACGGCUGUCCAGGCUGCACAGAGACCAGCCAUCACUCUAG
Knipowitschia caucasica is the source of this 558-nucleotide messenger RNA. The record is from the annotation of a GenBank genome assembly. NCBI's taxonomy places the organism in Eukaryota, Metazoa, Chordata, Actinopteri, Gobiiformes, Gobiidae.